Molecule: messenger RNA, 851 nt
Organism: Anopheles funestus (African malaria mosquito)
Lineage: Eukaryota; Metazoa; Arthropoda; Insecta; Diptera; Culicidae
Product: general transcription factor 3C polypeptide 6
Exons: 1
Coding region: 104-745 (213 amino acids)
Biological process (GO): transcription by RNA polymerase III
Cellular component (GO): transcription factor TFIIIC complex
Source: RefSeq, a predicted model, not a curated record
CGAAGCAGGUUGUGUAUGUCAGUGAUGUUGUAAACAAUUGUAAACAAACAACACCAUUUUCGCCGGAUACGCCCGAUAUUUGGUUCUAUAAUAAAAUCAUAAGAUGUCCAGAUUACAAAAAAACGCAACACGCUCGAUAUUGGAUGAAAUCAAGAUGGAGGUAGAAUCGCACUCAGAAACGCCUGGUCCGUCUCACAGCGCCAAGGAUAAUGAUCUCUACGAGGAAGAAAUUACAGUAUUUGCCGAUUUCGACAUAUGCCUGGAUAUGGACGAUCCUAACUUACACAUCAAGGUGAUUGGCAUCGAUACGGAAUCUCCUAUCAUACAAGUGAACGACGAGGUGUACCGGGGGACGCCCGAUCUAGCAUUCGGGACGAACAUAUUCUUCGAGAAGGAUCCCAAAGCCACAGCCACCCUGGAUCCGGUGUUCGAGAACAACAUCAAAGAUUUGUACCAGUAUGUGGAUAGCACGGAUAAGGUGCUGCGGAUGAAGCGAAUCUUUCUCAAUGCAAAGGAUCAACAAAAACAAAAUGCAGACGGAACUGCGGUGAGCGAACGGGAUAGUUCCGAAGAAGAGACCCAGGAGGAAGUGAGCAAUUAUGAGGUCAACAUGACUUAUCAAGAGGCGCUAAAUUUGCAUCUACCCGAUGGAGGUGAACCCGUACGACACAUUCCCGAACAUUUGAACGGAGAAGAGUUAAUGCAAAAUCGCGUAAUUAAAGGCGAACCCAUGCAGGAUGAAUGAGCAGCGUUUAGGUUUUCUUCAAUAUGUGAUAAGUGGCAAUCGAGCAAUAGUUCUUUCCCUGUACUCUACUACACCUGCUAGAAAUACAGUUUUUACAUAAAAUGCA